AUGCAUACUGCUCUCCUUUUCGCAAUAUCACCCAUCUUUCCUCUCCGCUCUAUCACUAUGCCUAAUGGCUUAGGGACAAGAAGACACACCAAUGCUGGCUCAUUCGAGGCCUUCCUGGAGGGCUGGCUAGUCCGCCAGGAACACUACCUCGACGAGCUCCUCUCGACUCAGCAACACUGCCACAAAAUGAGAGACGAGGACCUCAAAGAACUGAUCUCACGAAUCCUCGCUCACUAUCAAGAAUACUACGAAGAAAAAUCAAGAAUGGCGCAUAGGGAUAUUUUCCUCGUGUUCUCUCCCACAUGGUUCACCUCCUUCGAGCGCGCCUUCCUCUGGAUUGCCGGGUUCAAGCCCGGCCUCUCAUUCCGACUCGUCAACAACUCCGUCGACGACUUGUCCGAAGACCAGCACGAGAGGAUUAAUAAGUUGAUGGAGGACACCAAAACGGAGGAACGAGCACUCAACCAUGAGUUGGCAAAGAUUCAGGAGAGGGUGGCGGCGCCGCCAUUGCUGGAGCUUUUGAGGUGGGGCCGGGAAUUAGCCAACGGAGAAAUAAGUGAGGAAUAUUACAGGGUGCUCGAUGCCUGGAAAUCGUCGUUGGAGACACUGUUGGCAAAUGCAGAUUCGCUGAGGAUGAACACCGCGGUGAAUGUGGUGGAAAUACUGAGGCCGGCCCAGACAGUGAGGUUCUUGGCCGCGGCGGCUCAGCUUCAGCUCAGGAUUAGAACUUGGGGGUUGCAAAGAGAAGCUGAAAGACAAGAAUGA
Molecule: messenger RNA, 765 nt
Organism: Alnus glutinosa
Lineage: Eukaryota; Viridiplantae; Streptophyta; Magnoliopsida; Fagales; Betulaceae
Product: protein ZW2-like
Exons: 1
Coding region: 1-765 (254 amino acids)
Biological process (GO): DNA-templated transcription
Molecular function (GO): sequence-specific DNA binding
Source: RefSeq, a predicted model, not a curated record